Messenger RNA from Manihot esculenta (cassava), 2906 nucleotides. RefSeq names its product receptor-like protein EIX1. NCBI's taxonomy places the organism in Eukaryota, Viridiplantae, Streptophyta, Magnoliopsida, Malpighiales, Euphorbiaceae. The record is from RefSeq and is a predicted model, not a curated record. Gene Ontology annotation, molecular function: protein binding. The coding region runs from base 4 to 2787 and encodes 927 amino acids. The transcript has a single exon.
AGUAUGGAUACCAGUAGUCGCUUAAAUUCCACUUUUCAUCUCACUUUUCUCUUUCUUCUCAUUUUUUAUUUCUCCUCAGAUAUGGAGACCAUUAAGCUCUGUUUGGGUGAUGGGAAUCUCAAUGUUAAAUGCAUAGACACUGAGAGGGAAGCACUCCUUGAAUUAAAGAAUGGCCUCAGUGAUCCUUCUGGUAGGCUGUCCUCCUGGGAGGGAAAUGAUUGCUGCAAGUGGAAUGAAGUCAUAUGCAACAGCCAGACAGGUCAUAUCACCAAGCUCAAUCUUCGAAAUCCUUACCCAUUGAUCAAUGGCGGAGUUGGUGACCGAGCAGCUUAUGAGAGAUCAUGUUUGGGUGGUAAUAUUAGUUCUUCCUUGAGUCGUCUACAAUAUUUGAGCUACUUAGAUAUGAGCUUAAAUGAUUUUAGAGGUGCUGAAAUUCCUGAUUUCUUUUCUGGAUUCAAAAAUUUGAGAUAUCUUAACCUCUCUUUCUCGUCAUUUUCUGGAGAUAUCCCAUCUCAACUUGGGAACCUGUCAAGCUUGCUUUAUCUUGACCUCUAUGCAGAUUCAUACAGCAACACAGGCUCCUGGGAGUUGCGUGCCAAUAAUUUGCAUUGGCUUUCAGGUCUUUCUUCUUUGAAGUAUCUAAAUCUGGGAUUUGUUAAGCUCAAAGGAGUAGGAUCUGAUUGGCUUCAAGCUGUUAAUAUGCUUCCUUCCUUGGUAGAGUUACACUUGGAUUAUUGUGAACUUGAAAGUCUUCCACUUUCGUUUCCUUCCAUUAACUUAACAUCCCUUUCAGUCCUUGAUUUAUCAGAUAACUCUUUCAAUUCUAAGAUUCCUCAAUGGUUGUUCAAUCUUACUGGCCUUACAAAACUUUACCUUGUGUGGAACUUCUUUAGUGGUCCUAUUCCUAGUGAAUUUUCAAGACUGAAAUCUCUGGAAGUCCUUGUUUUGUCAAACAAUUUGGAUCUGGGCGGUCAAAUUCCUGGUGUGUUUGGGAAUCUCAGAAACCUGAAGGUCUUAGAUCUUUCUGCUAAUGGUUUAACUGGUGAAAUUCAUCAGUUUUUUGGUGGUUUUUCCAGUAACCCAAACAACAGCUUAGUCUCACUGAAUUUAAACUCUAAUUCACUGGCAGGGGAACUGCCUGAAUCAUUAGGAGUGCUUAGAAAUUUGCAAUAUCUUUACCUUUCUGGCAACUCUUUCUUUGGUUCCAUUCCAACAUCCAUAGGAAAGUUGUCAUCCUUGAAGAAAUUGGACCUCUCCUAUAACAGUAUGAAUGGGACAAUUCCAGAGAGUUUUGGCCAACUUUCAGAGCUAGUGGAUGUAAAUCUCGUGGAAAAUUCCUGGGAAGGAACUCUGGAAGAAACCCACUUGAUGAAUCUCAAUAGCCUGGAAAAUUUCCAUCUCUCAACAGUCCCGUCGAGGUCCUUGGUAUUCAAUGUGUCAUAUAAGUGGAUUCCUCCUUUCAGACUCAAAUCCAUCCAACUUGAAAACUGCCAAUUAGGUCCUUCAUUUCCUGUGUGGCUGCAAGUCCAGAAUGAACUUACCUCUGUCACUCUAAGAAAUGUUGGAAUCUCAGAUACCAUUCCAGGGGAAUGGUUUUCGAAACUUUCUCCUCAUAUCACUCACUUGGUUUUAUCAAAUAACCAAAUCAAGGGAAAGUUGCCAAACCAAUUGAAAACUCCAAAUUUAAGGUUUAUUGAUUUGAGCUCUAACCGAUUUGAGGGGCCUCUCCCACUUUGGUCUGCUAAUGCAACUGAAGUUUACCUUCAGGGCAACUUGUUUUCAGGUUCCAUACCUGAGAACAUAGGUGGCCUAAUGCCAAGGCUCGAAAAAUUCUAUGUUUUUUCAAACCAUCUUGCUGGUGGAAUUCCAUCAUCAUUUUGUGCUAUAAGAGGUCUGCAAGUUCUUUCCCUUAGGAAAAAUCAGAUUUCAGGAGAGAUUCCCAACUGCUGGCAUCAAUCAAUGUUGUGGGCUAUUGAUAUGUCAAACAACACUUUAACAGGUCAAAUUCCAAGUUCAUUUGGUUUCCUGUCUUCCCUCAGUGUUCUGUUGUUGAGAAACAAUUAUCUUGAUGGAGAAAUUCCUUCUUCCAUGCAAAAUUGCUCUGGACUAACAAGCAUUGAUUUUCGUGGGAAUAAGCUUUCAGGGAGCCUUCCUUCGUGGAUUGGAGAAAGGUUAUCUUCUUUGUUCAUGCUGCAGCUUCAAUCGAACUCUCUCAGGGGUCCAAUCCCACAACAAUUAUGUAAUCCUCCAAAUCUUCACAUCUUAGAUCUUUCAGGGAACAGAUUUUCAGGGGAUAUUCCCAAGUGUGUUGGCAAUCUUACAGCCUUGGUCUCUGGUAAAAACAGCGAGGUGUUCUUACAGCUUUUAUAUGUUGCAAUGAAAGGCAAAACCCUCGAGUAUAAAAACAUUGUUGCAGCUGUCAAUGGAAUUAACCUUUCUGGAAACAAUCUAACUGGAGAAAUUCCAGUUGAGGUAACAAACCUUGUCACUUUGCGAGCCCUGAACCUGUCAAGAAAUCAGCUAAGUGGAAAUAUAACAGAGAAGAUCGGAGAUCUUCAGAAUUUGGAAACACUUGAUCUGUCAUACAACCAUCUUUCAGGGUCCAUUCCCGGAAGCCUGGCUUCUUUGAAUUCGUUGGUGCAUUUGAACUUGUCUUACAACAACUUGGAAGGGAAAAUUCCUGCAGGGUUUCAAAAAUUCAAAGAUCCAUCAGUAUUUAUUGGAAAUCCAUCACUAUGUGGAAUCCCUCUGCCAAAUAAAUGCCCUGGAGGUGACAGAAUCUUGUAGUUCAAUAUGAAUAUGGUUCUGAGUUAGUUAAUUUUCUAUUUCCCUUUGUCCUUCGUUGUCAUUUGCAAAGUAAUAAUAAUGAUAAACUAAAUUGAAGGCUGUGUACUAGAGCCUAGUGA